Diabrotica balteata is the source of this 465-nucleotide messenger RNA. NCBI's taxonomy places the organism in Eukaryota, Metazoa, Arthropoda, Insecta, Coleoptera, Chrysomelidae. The record is from the annotation of a GenBank genome assembly.
AUGAAUGUCAACGAAGUCCAGGAAAAAGUGAAAGAGUAUGAAAAUUUUAUUGAAGAUAAACUGAAACGGGAUCUAGAGGAUAUAGUAGUUAUUCUUAAAGACAAAAGUACCAAGUUGAAAGACUGGGAAGAAGUAAAAACAACUGUGAAAACGAUUCGUAGGUCUAAAGAAAAAAAUCGAGACAUGGUAGUGAAAGUGAACAUUGGGGGAGGUAUUUUAGCGCAAGGAGAAAUUAGUGACCUAGAACAAAUAUACAUAGAUGUGGGUUUAGGUUAUAUGCUCGAAAUGAACCACGAAGAAGCCGAUAGAUACGCAGAUAUCAGAAUGAAUUUGUUGAAGAAAGAAAUAGCUCACUUUAGAAAAAUGGCUGUAGAUGUAAAAGUUAAUAUUAAAUUAAUAUUGCUGGCUCUCAGCGAAUUACAAGCUACUCUUACACCAACAAAUUUGUCUACAAGUAACAAAUAA